AUGGCGGCGAUUCGGCGUCUGAUCCCGUCCUUCAACCGGGUGCUGGUGGAGAAGGUGGUGCAGCCCAAGAAGAGCGCCGGCGGCAUCCUCCUCCCGGAGACCUCCAAGCAGCUGAACUCUGGUAAGGUCAUAGCUGUUGGCCCUGGCAGCCGUGACAAGGAAGGGAAGCUGAUCCCUGUUGCUCUCAAGGAAGGUGACCAUGUGCUCCUGCCUGAGUAUGGUGGUCUUGAAGUCAAGCUUGCUCCUGAGAAAGAGUACCUCCUCUACAGAGACGAUGACAUUCUGGGCACCCUCCACGAGUGA
Molecule: messenger RNA, 303 nt
Organism: Triticum turgidum subsp. durum (durum wheat)
Lineage: Eukaryota; Viridiplantae; Streptophyta; Magnoliopsida; Poales; Poaceae
Source: the annotation of a GenBank genome assembly